AUGAAUUCACUUCACUCAUCCUGUUGUAACACCUCUGCUGAACUUUUGAACAAAUCCUGGAAUCCAGAGUUUGCUUAUCAAACCCUCAGCAUGGUGGAUACAGCCAUCCUCCCUUCCAUGGUUGGGAUUAUCUGUUCAAUGGGGCUGGUUGGCAACAUCCUCAUUGUAUUCACUAUAAUAAGAAGCAGAAAAAAAACAAUUCCUGACAUUUAUAUCUGCAACCUGGCUGUGGCUGAUCUGGUCCACAUCAUGGGAAUGCCUUUUCUUAUUCACCAGUGGGCCCGGGGAGGAGAGUGGGUGUUUGGGGGGCCUCUCUGCACCAACAUCACAUCCCUGGAUACCUGCAACCAGUUUGCCUGUAGUGCCAUCAUGACUGUAAUGAGUGUGGACAGGUACUUGGCUCUUGUCCAACCGAGACUGACGAGUUGGAGAACAAGGUACAAGACAAGCCGCAUCAACCUGGGCCUUUGGGCAGCUUCCUUUAUUCUUGCGUUGCCUGACUGGGUCUACUCGAAGGUCAUCAGAUUUAAUGACGGCGUUGAGAGUUGUGCUUUUGAUUUAACAUCACCUGACGAUGUACUCUGGUAUACUCUGUAUUUGACGAUAACGGCUUUCUUUUUCCCUUUGCCCUUGAUUUUGGUGUGCUAUAUUUUAAUUUUAUGCUAUACCUGGGAGAUGUAUCAACAGAAUAAGGUUGCCAGAUGCUACAGUCCCAGUGUUCCAAGGCAGAGGGUGAUGAAGCUGACGAAGACGGUGCUGGUGCUGGUGGCGGUCUUUAUCCUGAGUGCUGCCCCCUAUCACGUGAUACAACUGGUGAACUUACAGACAGAGCAGCCCACGCUGGCUUUCUAUAUGGGUUAUUGCCUUUCCAUCUGUCUCAGCUAUGCCGGCAGCAACAUCAACCCUUUCCUCUACAUCCUGCUGAGUGGAAAUUUCCGGAAACGCCUGCCUCAAGGGCAAAGGAGAGUGACGAAGGAAAUCAACAAUAUGGAGAGCACCUUGAAAUAGAGCUUUAAGGAGAGUACAUGGAUCAUCAAAAGUCUAGACAAGCUUGCCUAUGUUAUUGAUGUUAUUAAAAAGGGCGGGCAAAAUGGUGUGCUGGUGUCCAUUCUUG
This is a messenger RNA of Delphinapterus leucas (beluga whale), 1114 nucleotides long. It is a transcript of the gene MCHR2, whose product is annotated as melanin concentrating hormone receptor 2. NCBI's taxonomy places the organism in Eukaryota, Metazoa, Chordata, Mammalia, Artiodactyla, Monodontidae. Gene Ontology annotation, cellular component: neuron projection; plasma membrane. The record is from RefSeq and is a predicted model, not a curated record. Gene Ontology annotation, biological process: neuropeptide signaling pathway. Gene Ontology annotation, molecular function: neuropeptide binding; G protein-coupled receptor activity.